Messenger RNA from Rhizophagus irregularis DAOM 181602=DAOM 197198, 621 nucleotides. RefSeq lists its product as uncharacterized. Gene Ontology annotation, molecular function: protein kinase activity; protein binding; ATP binding. Lineage: Eukaryota; Fungi; Glomeromycota; Glomeromycetes; Glomerales; Glomeraceae. Gene Ontology annotation, biological process: protein phosphorylation. The record is from RefSeq and is a predicted model, not a curated record.
CUUGUAAUGCAAUACGCUAAUGGCGGAGAUCUUCAAAAUUAUCUCAAAAAGAAUUUUAAGAAUUUGACUUGGAACGAUAAGAAAAAAUUAGCAUUUCAAAUUGCAGACGGAUUAAAUUACUUACAUAAUGAGAAUGUUUUACACAGAGAUCUUCAUUCAAAGAAUGUAGUUAUUCAUGAAAAUAAUGCUAAAAUUACAGAUUUUGGUAUUUCAAAAUUUCAAAAUAACCAAAGUUCAACAGUUUACAUUGGUAAUUUUGGUGUUGUUGCUUAUAUGGAACCAAAGCGCAUAUUAGAUCCAAGUUACAAAUAUACUAAAUCAUCAGAUAUUUAUAGUUUUGGUGUAUUAAUGUGGGAAAUAUCAAGUGGAUAUCCUCCAUUUAAAGAUCAUGACAAUAAAGUUGCACUUGCCAUUUCUAUUAAUACUGGUAUUCGUGAAGUGGCGGUUCCUAAUACUCCAGAUGAUUAUGAAAAGCUCUAUAAAAAUUGCUGGAAUCAAGAACCUGAACAGAGACCAAAUAUUAAUGAAGUAUUAGAUGAAUUUGAAAGAAUGGAUUUUGGAAUUAAUGUUAAAAAUAAAUCAGUUACAGGUAUUUGUUUGUAUAGUUCGCAUUAUAAUUGA